CUGUCUCGAGCCCGCCUCCCCUCUUCUCACGUGACCCCUCCUCUCCCUUUCGGCUCCAUAUUGAAUUUGAAACUGAAGGAAACGAGUCUGGUCACAAAAUGGAGGUAUCCAGGCCUGAAGCGUGUAAAAGCAACUAGAAGAAAGGGAGAACCUGGCUGCCUCCAUUAGUAACUGCUACUGCAUAAGAGGCAGAGAGGAAACUCCAGACGAUAGCAUAACAGGUUAAAAGGAGCAACUGAGUUAGUGCAUCCUUCCAAAAUGUCUGGGAUCAAAGAGGAGAGAGAUAUUGAAGACUACAAGAGGAAAGGAAGAAGAUCUUCACAGGGCCAUGACCCGAAGGAGCCAGAACAGUUGAGAAAACUGUUCAUUGGAGGCCUGAGCUUUGAAACAACAGAUGAUAGCUUAAGAGAACAUUUUGAAAAAUGGGGCACGCUCACAGACUGUGUGGUGAUGAGAGACCCACAAACAAAACGUUCCAGAGGCUUUGGCUUUGUGACAUACUCUUGUGUGGAAGAGGUAGAUGCUGCAAUGAGUGCUCGACCACAUAAGGUUGAUGGGCGUGUGGUCGAGCCCAAGAGAGCAGUUUCUAGAGAAGAUUCUGUAAAGCCUGGAGCACACUUAACAGUAAAGAAAAUAUUUGUUGGUGGAAUUAAAGAAGAUACAGAAGAGUAUAAUUUAAGAGACUACUUUGAAAAAUAUGGCAAGAUUGAAACCAUAGAAGUCAUGGAAGACAGGCAGAGUGGAAAGAAAAGAGGAUUUGCUUUUGUAACUUUUGAUGAUCAUGAUACAGUUGAUAAAAUUGUUGUUCAGAAAUAUCAUACUAUAAAUGGACAUAAUUGUGAAGUGAAAAAAGCACUUUCCAAGCAAGAGAUGCAGACUGCUAGCUCACAGAGAGGUCGCGGGGGUGGCUCAGGCAACUUCAUGGGUCGUGGAAGUUUUGGAGGAGGAGGAGGUGGUGGUGGUGGAAAUUUCAGCCGAGGAGGAAACUUUGGUGGCAGAGGAGGCUAUGGUGGCGGUAGCGGUGGUGGUGGGAGAAGUGGAAGCUUUGGGAGUGGUGAUGGAUAUAAUGGAUUUGGCGAUGGUGGGAACUAUGGAGGUGGCCCUGGUUACAGUAGUAGAGGGGGUUACGGUGGUGGUGGAGGAGGACCAGGAUACGGAAACCCAGGUGGUGGAUAUGGUGGCGGCGGUGGUGGUGGAGGAGGAGGAGGAGGUGGUGGAUACGAUGGUUACAACGAAGGAGGAAAUUUUGGUGGCGGUAACUAUGGUGGCAGUGGAAACUAUAAUGAUUUUGGCAAUUAUAGUGGACAACAGCAGUCAAACUAUGGACCCAUGAAAGGAGGUGGCAGUUUUGGUGGCAGAAGCUCAGGCAGUCCCUAUGGUGGUGGUUAUGGAUCUGGAGGUGGCAGUGGUGGCUAUGGUGGCCGAAGAUUCUAAACUGAACCAGAAAAAGGGCUACAGUUCUUAGCAGGAGAGAGAGAGCGAGGAGUUGUCAGGAAAGCUGCAGGUUACUUUGAGACAGUCGUCCCAAAUGCAUUAGAGGAACUGUAAAAUCUGCCACAGAAGGAACGAUGAUCCAUAGUCAGAAAAGUUACUGCAGCUUAAACAGAAAACCCUUCUUGUUCAGGACUGCCAUAGCCACAGUUUGCAAAAAGUGCAGCUAUUGAUUAAUGCAAUGUAGUGUCAAUUAGAUGUACAUUCCUGAGGUCUUCUAUCUGUUGUAGCUUUGUCUUUCUUUUUUUUUUUUUUUCAUUACAUCAGGUAUAUUGCCCUGUAAAUUGUGGUAGUGGUACCAGGAAUAAAAAACAAUUAAGGAAUUUUUAACUUUUCAAUAUUUGUGUAGUUCAGUUUUUCCACAUUUAGUUCAGACUUUAACAAAAAUAAAGAAAUGUAGCUUAGGGUGUUUCUUGUUAAUAGAGAAGAUUGAUGCAUUUCUCAAUUACCAUUUUGUGUUAACUUUAACUGUAGAAACACCUGAUUUGCAGUCUUAAGGGGUCUAGUCUCAAUGCAUAUAUGUAACUCCCAUUGACAUGAGUUAUAUAUAUCUAUAUAUGCGCAAAUAGAGAGAACAUAUGUUGCAUUAUAGUUUGUUUAGAUGUAUUAUUAGGAUUGAGUUAUUUAAACUAGUGUUUGUGAAUGAUAGAAUUAAGCUUACUUUCAAAUGAAAAUUUCAAAUUA
Molecule: messenger RNA, 2175 nt
Organism: Terrapene triunguis (Three-toed box turtle)
Lineage: Eukaryota; Metazoa; Chordata; Testudines; Emydidae
Gene: HNRNPA3
Product: heterogeneous nuclear ribonucleoprotein A3
Exons: 13
Coding region: 259-1434 (391 amino acids)
Molecular function (GO): RNA binding
Source: RefSeq, a predicted model, not a curated record